This is a messenger RNA of Macrosteles quadrilineatus (aster leafhopper), 735 nucleotides long. Its product is annotated as peptidoglycan-recognition protein 3-like. Gene Ontology annotation, molecular function: zinc ion binding; N-acetylmuramoyl-L-alanine amidase activity. Bases 86 to 604 code for a protein of 172 amino acids. Gene Ontology annotation, biological process: peptidoglycan catabolic process. Lineage: Eukaryota; Metazoa; Arthropoda; Insecta; Hemiptera; Cicadellidae. The record is from RefSeq and is a predicted model, not a curated record. The transcript has 4 exons.
GACAGUCGUUUACAAAAAAAGCUAUGAACAUUAAGCAUUUCGAUGAGUGAUGUAAAGCCGAAAUAAUAACAACAGAUUGUGAUUUAUGAAGCCGAAGCGCCCCUUCUACAAUGUGUGGUACCCCGACUAUUGGCCAGGGGAGGUGGAAGAGGAAGACAACUACAAGAGGCGUGUGGUGGCGAGGCACGAGUGGGGUGCCAAGAAACCUCGGUCUAGUGAGGGGUCGAGAGGGUUGAUGAGCUCCUUCUGCUACAGAUACACCGACACUGACCAAUGCAGGAAGCCUAAAGACUGCAAGAAGAUUGUGCUGGACGUGCAGAUCAGUCAUAUGCGGCAAGGUUACCCAGAUAUACAGUACAGUUAUUUAAUAGGUGGGGAUGACAACUUUUAUGAAGGAGCUGGAUGGAGGACCCACGUGAAGGACAUUCUUAGUCCUCAUGGAGAAAGAGAAGAUGAAACUCCUUCACUCAUAUUUGCGUACAUUGGCCGCCAAGAAGAAAUUAGUAAAGACAAACUUUGGAUGAAACACAUGGAAAAACAAGGAUUCCGGCUCCUAUCCUGGCUCCUGGAAAACAGAUUGAUUGACCAGCAAACAAUAAAAUGAAAAUAAUAAUCAUUGAAAGGGAUUUAUCAUAGUAUAAUAAUCAAGAAAACAUUGAGAGGAGUUAGCUCAUAAUAUCAUACUUGGUCUUAUGUGCUUUGCUAUUAUACAUAUAUAACAUUUGUAAAUAAUAA